AAUGAUCACAAGAAUACAAAACCUCAAACCAAUUGCGUUUCUCCGUCUUACAGACUAUAACCUCCGUGUGAACAGGCCUUCACAGGAAGCAUUGCCGUUGUACUACAGGUAUGUUUAUAUAGCUAUAGUAAGUUUAUAUUGUUUUGUCAGCAAAUAUUAAUGUAUCGGAAUAUACUGUAACUACUCGUUAUACCAAUUUCUAUGUGUUUUGUAUUUGGAUAUUUGUUAAUAAUAAACUACAACAUCCCUUAAUCAGGAUCUUCAUAUGCGUGCGUGUAUGGAUAAUACGUUACAGCCUGCCUGGCAUUGAAAAAAACAACUGUGAACAAUACAACCAUGCAUAUUUAUUGUUACGUUGCAAGGCUUUGGAAAGGUGGAGAAUGUUGAAAUAACGAGCGCGAUCUUCCAUAAUUUCAACCACAAUAUAUACUUAUGAGACAGGUUGUUCAAAGCAAGAUCAGCGCAAACGGGUUAAAUUUAACCAAUUGCCUUGGUUUACCUUAUAGUGUGAUAGUGUAAAAUUACAGAUGCUGCUGUUAUAAAGCCAAGAAAGGCGGCUGUCAAUGAAAUAUGAUAAGUUCUUUGGAAGCUUUCGCACCGUGGUUCAGAUUAGGUUUUCAUCUCCGUAUAUAGCAGGAAACUCUUUAAAUAACAACAGAGACCAGUGGUUGGACUUGCCCACAAGUCGAUCUCGAAUAGCGAGCGUUGAGCGGCAAAGCCGCGAGCCGCGAGAUUUGCUUGUUUCGCUUGCAGAAAUUUGGAUCGGAUUAAAAUUCUGGCGGGAAAAUUAUUGCAGCUGCAGUUAAUUAUUACGCAUGUAAGUUUCACAAAAGUUGUCAAUAUCAGCUCAAUUUGUAAAUAGCUCAAAUUUUAAAACACAGUAAUUUCUAAUGACAAUAACUGUUAAAAUAACAUAAGCGGUUGGACAAAAUGCUAUCAAUUUAAAUUAAACUAAAAUGCCGUAUAAAUUUACAGUAUAGAUUUAUAUUGUCUUCUUCCUAUUACUAUAUUUUAUUUAAUUAACGGUUUCAAGACGUUCUCCAAAUUCCAUGGAUGAUGUAAAUAAGCGACGGCGAUUCUUUCCCGGACAUAAAAAGAAGAAUGUUUGCGAAAACAUUGAACUAUUACAGUAAUAAUUGGAAGAUUUCGUCGUAGUGAAACAUUCCCACAAAUGCUGUUUGCCGUUCUUGUAGGGACAAAAACGGCGCUUUAGUUUAGAAAAUUAAUUCAGUCAAACAACAGUUCGCCUCUGUUGCCAAUAUUUUAUUGCAUAUUUGAGAAGAACAGUAUUCUCUACUUUGAAACGACGUUGUUUUAUUGUUUAUUUAUAUUAAAUAAGUCGAAAGCCUAAUCUCUGUAACGACAUUUCAAUAAUUAAUUCAAAUGACAAUAGAAUAAUGACAAAACCCCAAUCAAACCCCGGUCAAAAAAUCCACCGGUAUAGAUUUAGCGCACUGCAAAUGAGAAAAGUCCUUUCCAGCAUACAUACGACCGCGAAAAGAAAAAAACUGGGAAGGACUUUGGGAAAGUCUAACCAGUGGUCAGACCAAUAAAUUGUUUUACAGUUGCUAAAUUUUAGUUCAGUUAAAUUAUUGUUUAUAGGGUAUAUUGUCCGUUGCACAUUGUUGCCUUGCUUUUCUGUUUUUGAAGGCUAGAAUAUAUAUAGGAGCCAUAAUAAAGCAAAUGAACUGAAAAUUGACUUUCAUUAAUUAUUAAACAACUUAUCAUACUAUAUUCGUUGGAUUUUGAAGCAGCAUAAAACUAUAUCAGAACUAGAUUGAGUGAUCAUGUAUACACCUUGUAAUAUUACUGAUGUUGUUUACGAUGUAUGUAUGAAUCGAGGUCUAAUCCCCGAGCCAACGGCGCGCAGCGCCGUUCUGGGCGUAUAAGCCAGAGGAGAGGGUAGUAAUUCCGCCCGGUUAUUUACCCCCUUUGCCAACGAAAUUGUUGACGUAGAGUAACGUGUCAAACCAGCCAGUGUAGCGUAUUUGUCUUUAACAUACAUAUCAUUAUUUCGUCAACACUCAAAUUCUUUUCUUUCUGAUAUAAUGACGCGACAAUAUGUGUUCCCCCAUUUCUAUGUAUAGCCAGUUUAAGAGGCAGUCUAUGUAAGAACCUCAUGACCUCUUUGGAUCAAGAAAUAGAUUUCUCUCAAACUUGGUACUUGAGAUUGCCUUUAUAAGGGUUGCUUCAAAAUGCAUCUUGUUUUCAGUCUAACUGCAUUUUGGCAAAGUUCCAGGGGGGGUCAAGUUGAGGGCUAAAAUUAUGAUUUUUGCUGUUUCUCAAUAGUGGAUUUUUACUGAUCCCUAAACCUCUCUACAUCAAACAAAAAUAAUGAUAAAACUAAAUCGUUCCACACAAUAGUAGCCUUAUAUGUCUUAAGUAAAAAGGUAUCUACACAUUUUUCAAAUAUGUUUUCUAAUUAUAGAAAUGACAUCAUUCAUGACAGACUAAAAUAGAGAUUUCCAAGUUCCUUAAAAAUUGUUGAAAUAAAAAUCCUAAAAUUCAAAAGUUAGACUUGCCAUGAAUGUAAUAUUAUUUGUAUGGUGGGAUUAAAGGUUGGUCUUACAUAAUGUAAAAUUAAAUAUUGCGGCCUGUAAAUUCUGGGGGUACGACAGGCCAACAAAUAAUCAACAUUUUCGACUUUCGGUAGUUUAGAUCAAAUAAGAAUGUUCACCGUUUACUGUAAACUCUGCUUUCAAAGACCGAGAUUUUACUUAUUAUUUUGACCUAGAACAGUGAUAACAUUCGUUUGACCUUUGCUGUUGUCUAAGGUCUUUUAGGGAAAUGCACUGACACAGGCAUUUCCCGUUAUGUAGGACCGUAUUGUACAAAUAAUAAAAAUUUUCUAGCUGAAUAUAAACGAAACAAGUUAUAAAUUUGCAACAGGUAAAGAUGUCCGUUAGUCAACAAAUUAUCGAUCAUCGAUUUACUUUAAAGAUUUAUUAGUUUUAUAUUUUAAAAGUCAAGAGAAAAGUACUGCAAUAUUAAAUUAACUAAUACAAGGAUAUGCCUCGAACGACAGCCUUGUCAUUGAAUGACCCCGAUUGUCAGUAGACUUACUAUUUGACUUUCGUCAGCUGUCAUUAUUCUUUAGUGUUAAUCCCUUUCGAUAUCUUAAUGAUUAUUGUAGACACAGUCUUGUAAAUAAAUCUUGAUUAGUCUUCAUCAGCAGCCUAUGCUAGUCAAUUUCUCUGUUGUUUUUACUCCAUUUUGUUAUUGUUAUGGCGGAAGCUGCUGACCAGCCAAAUAAUUCGGCUCUCAAACGUUGGCCCGUCGCAUUAUUAAUCCGCACUCCCUCCCCCUAUCGAGGACAUCCAUUUUUUGUCCCCCCUCCCUCCCCUAGAAUUUCCAGAUAUUUUAAGCGAAUUUUUAGCCUCCCCUGUGGAAUUUCCGCAGAUUUUUAUUGAAUUUUAGCCAUGCCCAAGGAAUUUGCGCAAAUUUUUUAUGAACUUUUAAUCCAUCCCAUGGAAAUUCCUUGACAGUUUUUGAUCUAGCCAGUGGAAAUUCCGUACUGAUUCUUUGAUUAGUAGCUAUCCCUUGGAAAAUUCCUUGCUGAUUUUUAUCCUAUCCUUUGGAAUUUCUUUUCCAUUCUUGACCUCCCAUGGAAAUUCCAUACGUUUUACUCAUUUUUCUUACCUACCCUUUGGAAUUUCCGCAGAUUUGCUUUAAAAUUUGGACCCUCCCAUGGAAAUUUUGGAGAUUUUGGCUCCAUCAAACAAAGAUCAUGAUAAACCUACAUCCUUCCGAAAAAUAGUAGCUUUAUAUGCUUUAACUGACAAAGUAUCUAUAAAUUUUUCUGAUAUAUUUUCCAAAUAUAGAAAUGUUUAUGUAUUUAGAAAAAUUAGAUUUAGUCUGUUUCAUUCUUGACGGAGCAAAGCUUAACAUUAUUUCCGGACAAAUAUUUUAAAUAAACACAUUUUAAUAUUAAAGAUAUAACAAUUGCCCAAGAGCUUUUAGCUCAUCAAGGGGCUCUUGUUCUAUUUACAGGAAUUUGGUUGCAAGUAGGCGGUAAAUAUAUUAUGUCAAUUUAAAAUAUAACAGGACAAAUUAAUAUAACCAAAUAUUAGAAAUUUUUAGAAUUGGGACCAAUUUCAUAACUUUUACCAAACAUUGACAAACUUUUGCCAUGUUUGACCUGCUGUUUCGAAAGCAAACAAUUCGCGACAUGUUGCACAUGUUUAUAACAAUGGAGGAAUGACUAGCAUUGCCUGUUGGCAAAAAAACAAGAUUUUAUACAUAUGAGACUGUGUCUAAAAUAAUCAUAAGAUGUCGAAAGUGAUUAAUUUAAAUCCCUAAAGAAUAAUGGCAGCUGACGAAUGUCAAAUAAUAUGUCAACUGACAAUCGAUUCGUUGAUCGAGGCAUAUAUUAUCUUUGUAUAAAUUAUAUUGGGGUAGGUUUUCUCUUGACUUUUUGAAUAAUCUUCAAAGUAAAUCGAUGUUCGAUAAUUUGUUAACUAACGGACAUCAUUACCUGUUGCAAAUUUAUAAUUUGUCUUUGUUUAUAUUCUGCUAGAAAAUUUUUAUUAUUUAUACAAUACGGCCCAUACUUAACGUAAAUGCCUGUGUCAGUGCAUUUUCCUAAAAGACUUUAGACAACAGUAAAGGUCAAACGAAUGUUAUCACUGUUCUAGGUCAAAAUAAUAAGUAAAAUUUCGCUCUUUGAAAUCAGAGUUUGCAGUAAACGGUGAACGUUCUUAUUUGAUCUAAACUACCGAAAGUCGAAAAUGUUGAUUAUUUGUUGGCCUGUAGUACCCCCAAAAUUUACAGGCCGCAAUAUUUAAUUUUACAUUAUGUAAGACCAACCUUUAAUCUCACCAUACAAAUAAUAUUACAUUCAUGGCAAGUCUAACUUUUGAAUUUUAGGAUUUUUAUUUCAACAAUUUUUAAGGAACUUGGAAAUCCCUAUUUUAGUCUGUCAUGAAUGAUGUCAUUUCUAUAAUUAGAAAACAUAUUUGAAAAAUGUGUAGAUACCUUUUUACUUAAGACAUAUAAGGCUACUAUUGUGUGGAACGAUUUAGUUUUAUCAUUAUUUUUGUUUGAUGUAGAGAGGUUUAAAAAUCAGUAAAAAUCCACUAUUGAGAAACAGCAAAAAUCAUAAUUUUAGUCCUCAACUUGACCCCCCUGGAACUUUGGCAAAAUGCAAUUAGACAGAAAACAAAAUGCAUUGUGAAACAAACUUUAUAAAGGUAAUCUCAAGUACAAAGUUUUAGAGAAAUCUAUUUCUUGAUCCAAAGAGGUCAUGAGGUUCUUACAGAGACUGCCUCUUAAGCUCCAUAGCAUUCUUAUAGUUUAUAAUAAGGAAUUCCAGCUAUCGAAAAACUUGCCGGGAAAGUUGUUGUUCUUCCGUUUCGCGAAAAAUGGCGGAUGCACAAAAAGCACAUUUGUGAAGCACACAAGAGUGAAACACAUUUGGUAAAAAGUUACUGAUCCAUCGAAAACUACCUUUUCCUGGGUUUUCAAGUACAUAAAUUGAUCGUUGCAGUGUACUCUACAUUAGACAAUUUACCUCUUCCAAUAAAAUCCUGUAACGAAAGAAUGUAGAUUUAUUGUUUUUAUCUAUUUUUGAUCGCUUGAUUUCCAUAUGUACUGGCAGUUGAAUAUAUAUCACCCUUUUUUUGGCCGACAGGUUGUCAACAUUUCCCAAGAGCUUAACCUUGAUAUGCUUUGUGGCGAAAACAAAACUGGCUCACCUGCAACUUUAUUGUUGUUUCCUCACAAUAUCGACUAUAUAAAGUGAUGUUUCUUGGCUGUUAUUGAGACUGGUUCUUGGUUAUAUUUUUGUCGUGGCCAUAUGUAUAAAUACUGUAGUCUGUAGUUAUAAAAAUUAGGAUUUUCGUUGCCAUGUGUGUAUUUGUAGUCAUAUUAUAAAGUUUCCUGCAAUCAAAAUAAAUAACUGAAGGUGUGCCAUAUAUAUGAAAAGUCCUUUGUUUCCAAACUCAUUUAGAUACUAAAAUUACAGAGAUCUUUGUUCUAGAGUUUGCAGUGGGUUGUUAUUACAAUGUCCUCCCCUCUAAAUAUAGUUGUGAUACCAUUAUUGAACAGCUGUUAAUCGGAACUAUAAGAUAUAAUUGUUUAUUAUGUAACUAUAACCUGGGGUUCCAGUGUCUGCCAAGGCAAAAUAUGUAAUGGGGAUUGAAGUUCUGCAUGGUGGCCAUUAACUUCAAACACCGUUGAAUACUGUUUUAUGUAUAUCUUGAUGUUGUUUCAAUCUAGUUUGAAAAAUCCAGGAUCCCCGUGCGCAUAUUACAGGGUUUAUAUGCAACCUUCAAUAGGGGAAAAACUGGCAAUCGCACUGUUCUACAACAUAUUUCUACUCUUUUAAUUAUUCUAUAAAUCAAAGGUGCAAGGAGGCUGAAGACAUAUAUUCUAAUAUUGCACAUCCGAACAUCCAACAGCAUUUUAAUCCACAGCAAAUGGAGAUUGAAUUGGGGAUGGGAUGCCAACAAGUCCAAUUAUUCCCCUUCCCAAAUAUUACGCUUGCCUCGCUGUUUGCCUGGCGCAAGUAAUAAACAAAUCAAACUUGUCCAGAGAGUGGUGGUGGUAGGUAGGCAAGGGAGUGGAUGUUUUAUGAAAAUGCCCAUAUUCCAAAACAAACACAAAUUGCAUUUCUCAGAUCAUGAUCAGGGAAUUUCGUCUUAAUGAUUAGCAGGAAUGUUUAAAUAAUGCACGGUAAAUGACAAACCUGCAAGACAAGGUAGGCAAACCCUGUGUUGCAAGUCCAUUAGUAAAAAGUUUCUUACUGAAGUCGAAUUUUAGUUGAGACUAUAUUUAUAAAUAAUGCAUGGUAAUAAGCUCGCACGUCAAUUUUGAAUAUAAGCCUUGAAUGACCACUACAAAUACAAUCCGGUUACACAUACAUGAACAUUAAUUUGAUCUUGUUACCUAUGAGAUAACAAAUAACAAACUGCAAUCACUUUCCUCACUGGAUGCUGGAACCUCUUUCAUGGUUUUAUCACGAUACGGUGAGACCAAAACACAUUGCAGAUAAUCGCUGCAGAAGUUACAGAGUCAUGGAGCGUCAAUAAAUCCAUAGCACAAGAUACCAACUCCAAAUUCCAAAUUUAGUCGAUUUUAUAAUUUUAGCUAACUAUAAAUAUAAUGCGAAGGAAAUGGACUUCCUUUCUACGCCAAGAGUAACUGAAUGCCAACUACAAACGAAAAUUGUGUACAGGUAGCUAAAAAUUGAGUUACUGAGUAUGUUGAGCUUGCUAACUUAACGUGAGCUUAAUGGCUGUGUCACCAUAGACUGGGCUUCACUCUAAGAUUUGCAACUUGUCAACUUCAAUUAAAUAAAAAUGCAGAGGCAUGGGAAGAUUGGAAAACCCACCUGCCCCCUUCCUCCGUCUGGUGGUGGAGCAGGAAUAAACACUGUUCGGUGUAGGGUUAGGGUUGCUGGAUCACGUACAAUCUUGUUGGUCUUACAGUCAGUGUACAAGGAAGAGCAGUAGGAAAUGUACUCUGUGUGUGGGUGUCUAAGUGUCUUAAAAUAUAAUUAACCUUUCCCUCUUCCCAGACUCGACCUCGUGUAUUUUCAGUGUUUGAAGGAGUAUGUAGUCACAGGACCAUGCGCACAGCAUAUCUUCAAUUACCUAUUUUGAUGGCAGGACACUUUUGCUACAUAUAAGCAUAUGACCACAACAAAAUGUAUAGCAAAGAUAAAGUAAAUAACCAAGCAAAAGUACUUUUUUAUUGAAGGAGCAAAAAGAAAGUUGCUAGUAAACCGGGUUUAUCUUCGCGACAAAGCAUAUCAAAUUUGGGACAUGUUGAAAACAUGCCGGUCAAAAAUUUGUGAUUUUCAACUACCAGUACGUGAAAAUUAAGCAGUCAAAAACGAUAAACAAAAAAACAACAACGAAUGUAGCUUCGCUCGUUACAAUGCUAUUAUUUGAAAAGUUAAACUACCUAACGUCCUCUUAACGAUUACUUUAUGUACCUGAAAACAGACUAAAGUGCUCGAGUAAUUUUCGAAGAUAUAAUCUUGAUCCGUCUGUGCCAGCUAGUGUCGGUAGUGCAAAUAUAAAUUUAGCUGUGGUUGGUAGAGAAGCAAUUACCUGCAAAACAUUCGAUGUUUCGAUCGAAGGCUAUUCACCAAUCUUUUCUUUCUAAUUUUUUCAUAUAGUUUCCGAAGCAAGCUUUUUGCCGAAUGAACCUUAGUAUUGUGCGAACUGGAGAGCAAUUCCUCACUAAAUUUCCACUAACUUAGGUCAAUUUUUCAUCAUAAAUUUCAAACUAGUCUUUGGAACAAAGCAAAAAGUAUUAAAAUGAAAAAUAUAGCGACUGUAAAAUCCCCAUUUUUUGCCAGUCAUUUGUGGCGAAAUGGAAGAGUAUCCACUUUCCCUGGCAUGAUUUGCGAUUGCUAGAAUUACCUAUUGUUGAAGAAUGAAAUUCGGUAAUUCGCAAGAAUGCAAUGCUAUUAGAUUUCAUACAGUACUAAAUAAUAUACUCUUUUGAAUAUUUCUUUUGGACAGUUGUGAAUACCGGUCCGUACAACCAGACGUUUAGCAGCGCAGAGGAUGUCGGUAGCAAACGAUACUACAAACGGAGACGGGGUGGCUGAUCCAGCAGCAAAUGCGAGAUUUCCCGUAAUGGUUUCAGUCUACAUACCAGCGUUCUUAAUCUCUGAAAUAGGGAAUGGUUUUGUUGUUUAUUCGCUCGCCUAUCUUAAACGACGCCGACGCACAGCAAUAGAUAGUUACAUAUUAAACCUUGCCAUUGCCGAUUUUAUAAUAACAACAAUGUCGUUGUUCAAUGCAAUCGAAUACAUGAAGAAUGAGUGGAAAUUAGGCGAGGCAAUGUGUAAAAUCCAUGGUCAGACGGUGGAAGCAAUGUACACUGUCUCGACUUUCACGCUCCUAGCUGUGAGUUAUAACCGCAGUAAGGCUGUGAACGAUCGUUUAAAGAUACUUAAUGCAAAAAGAGCAUUAAAGCGAAAGAUUGCUUUAAUAUGGUUAGCUGCAUUUGUUCUAACAUCCCCGUUGGCGUAUGCUUACACGGUGGCGAAGAGGAACGGCAAAUUUCAUUGCAGCAAUACCAACCUUGAGAAGAUGCCUCGAUCAAUUUACUAUCUUCUUCAAGCUGUGGCUCUAUUUUUCGUUCCUGUCGCGAUCAUGAUAGUGUCUCAACGAAAGAUAACCAGAGGCUUACGUCAACAUUCACAGAUUUACAGGGCCUCAAUGGAUUGCAAAAAUGCGCAUUGGAAAAGGGUGAUGACCGACGAAAAACGAGUUGGCAGAUUUCUUACUUGGAUUUGGGUUGUUUUUGUCUGCUGUUUCACGCCUCAUAUCACACUGCGUACCAUAGAUCAUUUCACAUCUUUAAGAAGAAACGAAAUAUUUAACCAAAUAUGGCACGUCAGUCAACUGGUGGCGCUACUUAAUUCGGCUAUUAAUCCGUUCUUAUACUACCGCACAACAAACAAGAACGGCGCUAAAGCUGGUCGUGUUGUUAGAUUAUUUUGUUGCAUUCGACAAGGGAAUAAACGCGAGGUUGCGUGUAGUGAGGCAUCAACCACAAGUUCCAAAGGUAGCCAUGUUAUGAGCCAGUUGACUAGCAAAAAGUGAGCAAAGAUGUGCCCCAUUUUCAUUGUAGAAUAUAUAAUUGAUAUAAUUAUAUUUGAAUAUGAUUUUGGUGAAACAGUUUUUUUCUGGGCCCAGGCCUCUCUUCAACCAAUUUCAUUACUUUGCCAAAAUUAAAAAAACAAUUACCAAAGGAAGCGAGGCAUGUAGGCGAGUAAUGUUGUUCUACACAAUGAGAGGAAUAUACCUAGAAAAAAUAAUGUUAGCAAUAUUCUUUUUCUACAAUGAUAUGAUGAUAUAUCCACUGAUUCAGCUGACUUCGAAAUAGAACUGCAUGGAGUACUUGUAGGCGAAUUACUGUAAAACUUAGCAGGAAAUUUUCUAGUGUUUCAGACUUUUGCGAAGAAUAAUGCUAAAUUUUGAUGCUGCAUCGCAUGCGUACCCCCAUGCAUUUUGAAUAGCUUUUGUGAUCGCGUAGUUGCCAGAAUAUUCUAGUAGUUUUCUCUUUUUCCAUUAAUUUUACGAGACCAGUGGUGAUUACGAGAAAUUCAUAUGUGAUUAUACCAUGAUCACAUGUGUUACUAAAAUUGGGCAAGUGAAAUUUUUACAAGAAGAUAUUCAUUUAAAAAAUAAAAAUUCUUAGUCAUACUUCGAAAAUUCCCAGGAUAAAAAUAAUUUGCUUAAUCUUGUAGCACAACGGAUGAUACAUUCAUGAUCAAUUGCCAGAAUUGUAUCUCUUUCACGAAAACGAACUCGAACAAAUCAUAUUGUUCGCAAGAAGAUACAAUCAAAAUAAUCGCCGUUGUUUAUUUCUUCUAACAUUUUUACUUAGCUUUGUUUAGAAAUGCCUAAACUUGGAAGUUACAUUUUGUAGGUUGGUAAUGCAUGCAUUUUGUUCUGCGUACACAAUACGAAAUCAACAAUCUUGUCUUUUUUUUUUACAUUUUCUAACAAAAAGACUGAACAAGGUAGUUUUAGUUUUGUUAUAAAUUUACACCUGCACUGAAAAGGAGAGCAGUAUAUAUUUUGGACAGAAGAGGCGAACAACAUUGAACAAGGUCAAAUGCAGAAAUAAUCAAUACAAACUUGCUUAUGCUUCAGGACGCUUCGCACUCAAUGAAUUCUUGUAAUCUCCACAAUGGACAAUUUACUAAAAAUGCUUUACAGCUUACUGGUAAAGGCUUUCAGAACUUUCUUGUAAGUUUUGGCAUUGGUGUCGAUGUACGUGUGAAGGUACUGUAGUAAAUAUACAUAAACUAUUAAUUAUAUGCUUUAGUGAUUAAAUAGCUAUCUAGUUCUACAACUUAUCGUUUGCAGAGUGUAAUUAGAAUAAUUAAGGAUCGAAAUGGUAGAAACGGUGCUAAAUAAAUUUUGAAUAUAGUCGUCCA
Paramuricea clavata is the source of this 10906-nucleotide messenger RNA. The record is from the annotation of a GenBank genome assembly. Lineage: Eukaryota; Metazoa; Cnidaria; Anthozoa; Malacalcyonacea; Plexauridae.